This is a messenger RNA of Protobothrops mucrosquamatus (brown spotted pit viper), 439 nucleotides long. RefSeq names its product protein phosphatase 1 regulatory inhibitor subunit 11 (gene PPP1R11). The record is from RefSeq and is a predicted model, not a curated record. The transcript has 3 exons. Gene Ontology annotation, molecular function: protein phosphatase 1 binding; protein serine/threonine phosphatase inhibitor activity. Bases 21 to 419 code for a protein of 132 amino acids. NCBI's taxonomy places the organism in Eukaryota, Metazoa, Chordata, Lepidosauria, Squamata, Viperidae. Gene Ontology annotation, cellular component: nucleus.
GGUUCCCGCAUCGCCGCAGCAUGGCCGAGUCCACUUCUAAAGUGGGAGCGACCACGACCGUCACCGAGACGGAGGUGACUGAGCCGGAAAAUCGUAGCCUCACUAUCAAAUUAAGAAAACGAAAGCCAUCCAAGAAGGUGGAAUGGUCAAGUGACACGGUGGACAACGAACACUUGGGACGGAGAUCUUCCAAAUGCUGCUGCAUCUAUGAGAAGCCCCGGGCUUUUGACGAGAGCUCCACAGAAAGUGAAGACGACGACGACGAAGGCUGCGGCAACGCCCAUUGCAUCCGAGGCCACAAGAAAGGUCAGCGGGGGAAGGCACAGUCCAAAGCGGGAGAUGCCGCUGGUCCCAAGGAGAACAACUCCAAGAAGCUGGAGCUACCUGACCAAAACCACGCAGGGGCGAUGCAGCACUGAACCAUACUGGGCCAGGGGGC